GGUGCCACAUUAGAAGAUUGUAAAAUAUUGCGAAAAGAAACAUGCUCGCAUGAGCUGCAUGAGUCGCAUGAGGUUGAAUAAUAUUUACAAAUAAAUAAAAGAUCCUAGACUUUGAACAAUAUUAGCUUCUCAGUUGGCUGAAAAGCCCGAAGUAAUAAUGGGUAAAAAUCAUCAACCAGAUGUGAGAGAGUAUGAUUCUUCUACUGAUUCUUCGGAAGAAAAAAGUAGCCCGACAGCUGCAUCACGUAGUUGUCAACAUCUAAAAAAAUCGGUGGAUUCUUCGAAAUUGCGUAAAUAUUUAAAAGCUACUGGUUUGCUGUUGGAGUGUCCUCAGUGCCAAAAAAUGAAUGCAUGCAUGUCAACCGGUGAGACUUUAGAUUCAUCAGAUGCAGUUGGUAGUUUUGAAUACGACAACACAUUGUGGCUAUGUUUAAAAUGUGGUACUCAGUUGUGUGGUCGUAAUAAAAAUAAACAUGCCCUGCAACAUUUCGAGACUCCGCAUUCCGAUUCUCAUGCUUUAACCAUGAAUACUCGUUCGUUUGAGAUUUGGUGUUAUGAAUGCGAUAAUGAAGUGCAACAAGAUUCCAGUAAAAAUUUGUUGGAUUGUGUGGAAUUCGUUAAAGGUCUAGCGCAUAAAUCCCCCCCAGGUACCGUGGGAAAUGUAGAAAAUAAAAUUGUGACUACGUGGGAAACCUUAAAGCCGCUGAUAUCUAAUGAAGAUUUUACGCCAAUUGCCAACAAUCCACCACCGCCACCACCUCCUAUUCCAGGCAUGGCUAAACGCAUUCAAGAACCAUUGGUUAUGUAUCCAAAUUAUCAGAAUGUUACCGCUAUAUCAACAGUUGGUAGUAGCUCCACCGUAAAUAUUAAACAAUUGAAUGAGUUGGAGCAAUUACCACGUGUUCGAGGGUUAACAAAUUUGGGUAAUACAUGUUUUUUUAAUGCGGUAAUGCAAUGCCUAGCUCAAACACCAUACUUGUUAGAGGCUCUAAAGGAAUCUUCAGAGCCAGGAGAAGGAUUUACUUUACCGGGCGGUUCAUUUAAAUUCAAAAAUGAUGAAGUUGUUAAUUUACCGCCUAUUAAAGGUUCGCUUGCUGCUUGGGGUGGGUUAACCUCCGCUUUAGCCAUGACACUAGAAGAAUUACAAUCAGGAGGUGGCGUUUUUACCCCCAGCAAACUUUUUAACAAAUUGUGUUCCAAAUGCCCACAGUUUCAAGGCGGUGAUCAACACGAUUCCCAUGAACUGUUGAGACAUUUGCUCGAAAGUGUUAGAUCGGAAGAUUUAAAACGUUAUCAACGCGUUAUUUUGCAAAAUCUUGGUUAUAAAGACCAAGACAUUACAUCCGUUUCCGACGACUUAAAGCAGAAAUGUAAAAUUUAUGGUAACCAGGCAGCCGAUCGUAUACUACGUCCCGAUCAGGUGUUUCGUGGAUUUCUAGUAUCCACCUUAACCUGUCAGGAAUGUUAUAAUGUUAGUUCCAGACAUGAAUAUUUUUUAGAUUUAUCGCUACCAGUAAGUGUAGAAAAAUCGCAGCCACCUCAAAUGCGUCGCAAACCAUCUCCAGACAACCCCAACUCGUUUUAUCUACACAAUGCUCCUAACACCGCACCGUUAACCGCAGGAUCUUCUAAAGCUCAGCUAAAAAAGGAACAAAAGAAGGAACGCAAAGCUAAACGGGUGGCAAAGCAUCAACAUACGAAGUUGGUACAAAAGCAAAUGCUUGAAGAAUUGACGGGAGCAGGGGGCGAUUCCAUUAUUCCACUAGGUUGCGCUACACGAGAAGAAGCCGGCGCUAAUUCCGCCAUUUCUUCAGCCAGCUCGUCCUCGGCCGAGCAGUCGGAUGCUGAUGUAGAAGACAAUCUUAUCGAUGAAAGUGAAAAGAAAAUACAGAAACCUUUAGCAAACGCGACGACCACAAACAUUGUGGACGAUACCAAUGGUAACAAUCAGCUGUCCAGUCCAGCUGAGAAAAGAGGAGAUUCACCAGAAAAUAUGGACAAAGAUUCUUUAGAUGAAGAUGAGAAUGACUCUGGUAUCGCCACUAGUCCAAACAAUCCAAUAAACAGUUUUCCACCCUCCUCCAAUUCCAAUUCAGAAGAGACCAACGGCGACAGUGUAACUGACGCCAAUAGAAGUGCCACUACAAAUAGCGUUUUAUCAUUGGGCCUUAGCGAGAAAGGUGCCAAUUUAGUAAAACAACUAACUUUAAAUGACAAUCCGUUAACAACUCCGAAUACCCCUUCGAUGAAUGGUGAAAUUAAAUCAACUGAAACCGAUGAUGCGGUGACUCAAGCUGUCACGCAAUUGCUGGAUAAAUUACAAGUCAAUAAUGAAGAUGACCUACAACAACAGAAAAAAGCUGCAGUUUCGCGCGGUAAAACGAAACGUGUUCGCACGCAAAGUUAUUCAGACUGGAGUACCACCAUUGCGCCGCGUUAUCAAUGCGAAGAUGGCGAGUGUUCAGUGCAGUCGUGCUUAAACAAUUUCACAGCUGUAGAAUUGAUGACCGGAAACAAUAAAGUGGGUUGCGACACUUGUACGAAACGGCUUAGUAGCGAUGAUCCUAAGGCGAAAACCGUUAACACCAAUGCUACAAAACAGUUCCUGAUCUCUAGUCCGCCCGCUGUUCUAAUACUACACCUCAAACGUUUUCAACUCGGCCUGCGUUGCAUGUUUCGCAAAUUGACCCGGCCUGUUAGUUUCCCUAUGAUACUCGAUAUUGCCCCGUUUUGUGGUUCAAAAGUUAAAAAUCUCCCAAACAUUGACCGCAAACAAAAGAAACUCUUGUAUGCUUUAUAUGGGGUAGUCGAACAUUCGGGCGGUAUGUAUGGCGGACACUACACCGCCUAUGUUAAGGUUAGACCUAAAUUAUCAGCCGAUGAUAAGCGUUGGAAAUUUAUACCUCAAGGCAGUAAAGCGGAAUUGGAUCAAGACGAUGAACAACGUAAAAAGCUUGAAGAAUUAUUGGCACGCGAAAAGGCAAAAGCUCGUGAUAUGCGAAUGAAGGCGGCUAAUGAUAGUGAUGAUUUCUCCAAUUCAUGUAGUAGUACCGAUUCAACAAAUACCUCUUCCUCAGCCUCAGAACACGAAGAAUUACUACAGGCGGCCAGUACGAGCACUAAUACCGAAACUGUAGAUCAGGGGGCGGCUGGUGGCAUUGAAGAAGCCUCCAACGUGCAAAUGCCGUUAGGUAAAUGGUAUCACGUCUCAGAUUCUUUCGUACGUGAGGUUAAUGAAAGUGCGGUAUUAAGUGCUCAAGCCUAUCUAUUGUUCUAUGAACGAAUUUACUAAACGAACGGAAAAGAAGUGCAUGUUGCGGAAAAGCACUAACUAUGUAGAAUGAAAUAAAGCGGGUCCUUUUUCAGGGAGUGUUCAACUUUUGCGGUUUGCUCUUGGACUGUUGAGGAAAUGUUUUCCCGUAGUUGUAAUUUUCCUUUUUAAUUGUAAAUUUAUGCUACUUGUAUGCAAUAUUUGUCUUUAUUUAAGUUAGACUUUUGCAUUUCAAAAGAUUACUGAAGGAAAUGAUUA
This is a messenger RNA of Glossina fuscipes, 3529 nucleotides long. It is a transcript of the gene Usp16-45, whose product is annotated as ubiquitin carboxyl-terminal hydrolase 16. Gene Ontology annotation, cellular component: cytosol; nucleus. The coding region runs from base 158 to 3292 and encodes 1044 amino acids. The record is from RefSeq and is a predicted model, not a curated record. Gene Ontology annotation, molecular function: cysteine-type endopeptidase activity; zinc ion binding; cysteine-type deubiquitinase activity. The transcript has 8 exons. Gene Ontology annotation, biological process: protein deubiquitination. Lineage: Eukaryota; Metazoa; Arthropoda; Insecta; Diptera; Glossinidae.